AUGAGGACAGUGCAGGUGAUCUUCCUCAGAGCAGUUGUGCUCACUGUGUGCACCCUCAUAUCAAGGGUUGAUUGUGUCGAAUGGUGUUAUCAUCUACAAACCUGCAAUGACACCACCUGGGCAUCUAUCGUGCCUACAUUUUGUAAUGACUCCAUACAAUCGCCCAUUAACAUCCACAUUGGAACAUUCAGUGCCACAUUGGAUGUGAAACUGAAGAAUUUCCCCUUUACCAACUUCAACAGUAACACCGAUUACGGACAGGUUAUCCUUGAAAAAGAUGUUAAGAUUUCCGGAGGAGGUCUGCUUAGCACCUAUGACAGCCUGCAGUUCCAUUUGCACUGGGGAAAUGGAUCCUCUGUCCCCUGGUCUGAUCACACAGUGAAUGGCAAGUGCUUCCCUGUAGAGUUGCACAUUUUAAACCUCAAGGACGUCUACAAUGGCAACACAACCAAGGCUGAGGGAGACCCCACAGGCCUUGCUGCUCUUGGCUUCCUCAUUGAGGUUUGCACCUUUAUGUGGUACAAACCUCAAAAGCUUUUUGUUUUGUGUCAAGGUCAAACUUUUACAAUUCCUUCUGGAAUUUCACUGGAUGACCUCCUUGUUGGCGUGAACCGCUCAAUAUACUAUCGUUACCUUGGCUCCUUGACCACCCCUGCUUGCAAUGAGGCCGUGGUUUGGACUGUGUUCAAAGAGCCAAUCAAAGUCAGCAAGGAUUUGGUGAGUUUCUCUUCACCCUUAC
Paralichthys olivaceus (Japanese flounder) is the source of this 739-nucleotide messenger RNA. The record is from RefSeq and is a predicted model, not a curated record. Lineage: Eukaryota; Metazoa; Chordata; Actinopteri; Pleuronectiformes; Paralichthyidae.